UCACUUCUCAUAUGCAGAAUCUAUAGAUCAUGAAGCGAAGAUUCGAAGCUCGCCGUGAAAGAUCUGUUCGUCCGCGAUGGAAAAUUGCUUCCAUGAAAGGCCUUACCACCAAUCAAACCAGUUCCGCCACCACUCCAGGAAUCAGCAAAGAUACGGCCAGAGCAAAGAAGGUGAAGUUUAAAAGUUCUAGAUGGGAACAUGGAGAAACCUCCUCUCAUGAACGUGAAGCUCCAAAAACGUCUGAAUAUGCUUACUUCAGGAAGUUCAAGAAUAAUGCAGAUUCAGAAGACAUGAACAAUUACCAAGAACUCAGGUUCUCCACCCAUGUUGAGAAAGUAAGACCUAUCAACUACAACUGUUCACCAUCCUCUCCUGCUGUAACCACAACUAUGGCCCGAGGUUUACACAAUUGA
Molecule: messenger RNA, 413 nt
Organism: Impatiens glandulifera
Lineage: Eukaryota; Viridiplantae; Streptophyta; Magnoliopsida; Ericales; Balsaminaceae
Exons: 4
Coding region: 30-413 (127 amino acids)
Source: RefSeq, a predicted model, not a curated record